UCCAAAGAAAGAAGGGGAAAAGCAGACACUCGAAAGGCAACACAAGGGCGAAGACGGACAUCUCCCUCUCUGUGUUUGUAGUUGUCUGCGAAGCAAUGGCGCCGGUCGAAGUGGUGCAGCACGCGAACUGGAGUCCUUACGAUAACAAUGGAGGGACGUGUGUCGCGAUCGCGGGAUCGAAUUACUGCGUGGUCGCUGCGGACACGAGGAUGUCUACGGGCUAUAGCAUCCUCACCCGUGACUACUCCAAGAUCUCCCAAUUAGCAGAAAAAAGUGUGAUGGCCUCCUCUGGAUUCCAGGCUGAUGUUAAAGCUCUUCAGAAGAACUUGGCUGCUAGACACUUGAUAUAUCAACAUCAACAUAACAAGCAAAUGAGUUGUCCCGCAAUGGCUCAGCUUUUAUCUAACACACUUUAUUACAAGCGUUUCUUCCCUUACUAUGCAUUUAAUGUCUUGGGUGGCCUUGAUAAUGAAGGAAAAGGCUGUGUCUUCACGUAUGAUGCUGUUGGUUCUUAUGAACGAGUUGGAUAUAGUGCCCAAGGUUCUGGCUCAACUCUUGUAAUUCCCGUUCUGGAUAACCAGUUGAGGUCUCCUAGUCCUCUGUUGUUGCCUCCAAGGGAUGCUGUGACCCCUCUAACAGAGUCUGAGGCAGUUGAUCUAGUGAAAGAUGUUUUUGCUUCUGCAGCUGAAAGGGAUAUCUACACUGGUGACCGUGUGGAGAUUGUUGUCAUAAAUGCAGGAGGCAUUCACAGGGAAUAUAUUGAACUUAGAAAAGAUUAGCUGCUAGAGAUUGUUCAUUUGAGCGUUUAUCCCCAUGUAUUCUCUUGUUCGGUUUAGCAUUUUCACUUUUCUGCGGCGUAUUGGUGAUUAUGCUAUUGUCACUUUCAUUGAAGACUGAGACCUCUUUUCAAGAAUCAUGCCCGGGAGAACUCUUGUUUUUAUUUCCAAGUGAGGUUUCCUGGUUUCACCAGGGCCAGCACAUCCACUUUGGAUGGGGUUGUCCACCAGCAUUUCUUAGGGGAUCUACAUACCCACGUAAGGUGACUUAUCAUAUUAUUAAUAGGUAUUUUAUUCUUAAACGCAA
This is a messenger RNA of Nymphaea colorata (pocket water lily), 1083 nucleotides long. Its product is annotated as proteasome subunit beta type-1. Bases 96 to 779 code for a protein of 227 amino acids. NCBI's taxonomy places the organism in Eukaryota, Viridiplantae, Streptophyta, Magnoliopsida, Nymphaeales, Nymphaeaceae. The transcript has 7 exons. The record is from RefSeq and is a predicted model, not a curated record. Gene Ontology annotation, cellular component: proteasome core complex.